Argentina anserina (silverweed cinquefoil) is the source of this 1020-nucleotide messenger RNA. RefSeq lists its product as uncharacterized. NCBI's taxonomy places the organism in Eukaryota, Viridiplantae, Streptophyta, Magnoliopsida, Rosales, Rosaceae. The record is from RefSeq and is a predicted model, not a curated record. The transcript has a single exon. The coding region runs from base 133 to 750 and encodes 205 amino acids.
AUGAAGUCGGUCAAGAAAUGAAGCGUCCGGCCUCCUACGCCAAAUCUUCACUACAUCUUUAUAAAGGGCAUGUAGAGCUGUAGACAUCCAAAACCUUUGUGCUCGAUCAAGUCUAGUGAGCUAGAAAGCGUCAUGACAACCUAUGGUGGUGGUGGUGGCGGUAGCUCUGAGCCUCCUCGCUCCCGGAAGCGCAGAAACAUCUGCCUUUGGUCGAUCGCCGGCGUUGUCGUGACCGUUCUCAUUCUGGUCAUACUCUGGUUGACUGUGUUCAAAGCCAAGGACCCGAAAAUGACGGUGAAUUCGGUCGUUUUGAGGAGCCUGCAGGCGGGCUUUGACAUCAACAAAGCCACCGUCGACGUGAAUAUCACUAUCGAUGUGGACGCGACGGUGAAGAACCCGAACAAGGUGGGAAUGAAGUACCACAACAGCACGGCAUCAUUGAACUACAGGGGUGUGAUGGUGGGCGAGGUCCCCAUUGGAGCCGGAGAGAUUUCCGCCGGUGAGACCAUGCCCAUGGGUGUUACCCUAACCGUUAUGGUAGACCGGUUUCUGGGGAAAACAUCGGAGCUUUUACCAGAUGUGGCCGCCGGUUUGAUCCCGUUUAACACUGUCACCAAAAUUUCCGGCAAAGUCACAAUCUUGGGUAUCUUUAAGAUUCAUGUAACCUCCACCUCCUCAUGCGAUUUCAAUGUCUAUGUCGGAAGCAAAACUGUCGGAGACCAAAAGUGUAAGCACAAGACCAAAUUAUAAACCUUCUUCAUGCUCUCUGGGUUUUAUAUACGCUUGUCUUCUUGUGCUAGCUAUUUGACUGAAGUACCCAUCAGGCCCAUUCAGGCCAUCACCAGUCACUAGUUCUAACUUUCAUGUUCUUUUGAUUUUGAAUCCCUUCAUCUUGAUUUAUUUGUAGAAAAAUUGGUAUAAGGCAGAUAGGCUAAGUAGAUUCCUUGCUGAUUAUUUCAGCAGUGGCCUGUUUCUGUAAACUAAUAAUCCGUGUAUUGAGCAAUAAUGUUGAUUCUAUGA